UAAAUGCGAUUACUAUAAAUAAAGAAAACCCCCGGCCUUCUCCCCUCGCGCUCGCCAUCUCUCCUCCUCUCUCGGUUUUUUGGAGCCCUCGGCCGCCGAUCGUCGCCGCCUUCUGCGCCGACACGCGGUGGUGCGGCCUCUUGUGAAAGGUCGUUGCAAGCAAGCGCAGCUGAAUUGGAAGAGAGAAAAGAAGGAUUGGGGGAUUGGUUAGUGAGUAAUGGGUUCUGUUGGUGCUGCUUCUUCUUCUGUUGUUGGCCUCUAUUGCCCUCAUGCAUGUAGCAACUUCAAGAAGUUCAGAAGGUUGCAAUAUAAUCUAUUUGCAACGUGCAAGAAGACUUCGAAUUCUACAUCAAUCAGUUUAAAGAAAGCUUCAUGUUUUGGUCUGAAUGGAGAUGCUGGUUUUGAUACUCUGCCACUAUCUAGUAAUGGAGACAUCCUAAUGGGACAAAAUACUUCAAUUGGUGGGCAGGACCAUCCAUCGGUCAAUACCGUGCUUCAAGCAGAUGCUGUAAAACAUGGAACAAUUUCUGCAGAUAUGCCUCCUACAAUGGAUGACUUUUCUGUUGAUGGUAACGAACUUGAUUUAGACUGCCCUACAGAAGGUUUCUCUUCUAUUCCAGAGGCAAUUGAGGACAUCCGUCAAGGCAAGUUUGUGAUUGUUGUAGACGAUGAAGACAGAGAAAAUGAGGGAGAUCUUAUAAUGGCUGCAUCUUUGGUAACACCAGAGGCUACAGCUUUUAUAGUCAGGCAUGGGACUGGAAUUGUGUGUGUCAGCAUGAAAGAAGAAGACCUUGAGAAAUUACAGCUUCCUCUGAUGGUAACAAACAAAGAAAAUGAGGAGAAGCUUUGCACGGCAUUCACUGUUUCAGUGGAUGCUAAAGAGGGUACGACAACCGGAGUUUCUGCUAAAGAUAGGGCAAAGACAAUAUUGGCUCUUGCAUCUCCUACUUCAAAGCCUGGAGACUUCAACCGCCCUGGUCAUAUUUUUCCUCUAAAGUACAGGGAGGGUGGUGUUCUAAAGAGAGCUGGACAUACAGAAGCAUCUGUCGAUCUCGCUAUGCUGGCUGGUUUACCUCCUGUUGCAGUUCUGUGUGAAAUUGUUGAUAAUGACGAUGGUUCCAUGGCUAGGUUACCAAAGCUUCGUGAAUUUGCAAGGAGGGAGAAUCUGAAGAUAAUUUCAAUUGCAGAUUUAAUUAGAUAUAGAAGAAAAAGAGACAAGUUGGUGGAACGUGCUUCUGUUGCACGUUUGCCCCUAAAGUGGGGUUCUGUUCGGGCCUACUGUUACAGAUCAUUGCUUGAUGGGAUGGAGCAUAUUGCUAUGGUUAAAGGUGAUAUUGGAGAUGGUCAAGAUAUCCUAGUGAGGGUGCAUUCUGAAUGCCUUACAGGGGACAUAUUUGGAUCAGCUAGAUGUGAUUGUGGUAAUCAGCUGGCCCUGGCCAUGGAAAUGAUUGAAAAGGCUGGGAGGGGUGUAUUAGUUUAUCUUCGUGGACAUGAAGGAAGGGGUAUUGGCUUGGGUCACAAGCUUCGUGCAUACAAUUUACAGGAUGAUGGGCGUGAUACUGUCGAAGCUAAUGAGGAAUUAGGAUUGCCCGCAGAUUCACGUGAAUAUGGUAUUGGUGCCCAGAUACUGCGUGAUCUAGGUGUUCGAACAAUGAAGCUGAUGACAAACAACCCUGCAAAGUAUACUGGGCUUAAAGGAUAUGGUUUGAGCGUGGCUGGCCGGGUUCCCUUGUUAACUCCAAUAACCAAGGAUAAUCGAAGAUACUUGGAGACAAAGAGGGUUAAAAUGGGCCAUAUCUAUGGUUCUGAAUUCAAUGGUCACCUCGCCGGCUGGGUUGACAGCACUGGUAGCAACGGACAACAUCCAGCCUCAUAAAUUGGAUUGGUUGGAACUGAAGUCAAUGCUGAAUCUAUUGUCGAAUAAGAUAUACUUUUGAGUGAAAAGACUUGAAGGAAUUUUUUCCCGUCCCAUUGCAUUUGUUUGGUUUUGGACUUGCCGAUGUUGAUCCGAAAUUUGAUGCGGACAGCUAAUGCAGUAAUGUAUUUUUGGAUGCAACUUAUUUUGACAUGCGUUUGUCUGCAGUCAAGUUGUAGGUUGGUCACAGUCAAGUUAUUCUUUUCACCAAAGCAAGUUGGUCAAACACACAUUACCAUUGGUUUAACAAUUUCUUGUGACUUCAUCAUAUACAACAAGACUUACCGGACAGUUCCAAAUAAAAUAUGUUCUUUCUCCUCUC
Molecule: messenger RNA, 2237 nt
Organism: Phoenix dactylifera (date palm)
Lineage: Eukaryota; Viridiplantae; Streptophyta; Magnoliopsida; Arecales; Arecaceae
Product: putative bifunctional riboflavin biosynthesis protein RIBA 1, chloroplastic
Biological process (GO): riboflavin biosynthetic process
Cellular component (GO): chloroplast
Molecular function (GO): GTP cyclohydrolase II activity; 3,4-dihydroxy-2-butanone-4-phosphate synthase activity
Source: RefSeq, a predicted model, not a curated record